Molecule: messenger RNA, 1698 nt
Organism: Punica granatum (pomegranate)
Lineage: Eukaryota; Viridiplantae; Streptophyta; Magnoliopsida; Myrtales; Lythraceae
Source: RefSeq, a predicted model, not a curated record
CCGCCGCUUCCUUCACUCGGGCAGCGAUGCCUUUCGUAGUGACAGGCUGACGGCUCCCCGAGCUUCCUAUUCUGUUGCCCUCUGGAACAGCCUCCUCCGAUGGCCGACGACAAGCCGUCGCUCACCCGCUGGUCCUUCCAGGACUUUGAAAUGGUCUAUGAUGCCAAAUUUGGGAGAAAGAGGCUUCCGGAGUCUGGAAACUCUGACCGCCAUAAUGCCGAUGACACAGCACGUAAUGGAAGUGCUUUGAGCUCAGUGCCAAGCGGGCAUGUGAGCGGCCCGUCGGAAUUGACCAUAUACGAGCAGUAUCGCCAACAGGAGAGGAGUGCGGUGCAUACAAAUGGAGAUUUGUCUGAUAGAUCGAAUGAGAAGCCGCAGAUCAGUUUGCUUCCUCCUUAUGAAUCAGCCGAAAUGCGAACCCUGGCCGAGAGUUUAUGUAGGGAUAUUGUUCGUGGAAGCCCAGAUGUUAAAUGGGAGAGCAUCAAGGGUCUAGAGAAUGCCAAGCGUUUACUGAAAGAAGCAGUUGUUAUGCCUAUAAAAUAUCCCAAGUACUUUACUGGUCUUCUUUCACCAUGGAAAGGUAUCCUCCUUUUUGGCCCACCAGGGACAGGAAAGACUAUGCUUGCGAAGGCUGUCGCAACUGAGUGCAAGACUACAUUUUUCAAUAUCUCUGCAUCGUCUGUAGUCAGUAAAUGGCGUGGCGAUUCAGAAAAGUUGGUGAAGGUGUUAUUUGACCUUGCUAGGCACCAUGCUCCAUCGACUAUUUUUCUUGAUGAAAUUGAUGCCAUCAUCAGUCAUCGCGGUGAUGGUCGUAGUGAGCAUGAAGCAAGCAGGCGCCUGAAAACUGAGCUGCUCAUACAGAUGGAUGGCCUGGCCCGGACGGAUGAACUUGUUUUUGUUUUGGCUGCCACAAAUCUUCCGUGGGAACUGGAUGCUGCCAUGCUUCGACGCCUUGAGAAGCGAAUACUCGUACCUCUUCCAGAACCAGAAGCAAGAAGAGCUAUGUUUGAGGAACUUUUACCGCCAGUUCCUGGUGAAGAGAUGCUUUCAUAUGAUCUAUUAGUUGAUAGGACUGAAGGAUAUUCGGGUUCAGAUAUAAGGUUAUUGUGCAAAGAGGCUGCAAUGCAGCCGGUGAGAAGGUUGAUGGGUCAACUUGAAGACAUACAGGACCUGGUGCCUGAGGAUGAGCUGCCCAAGGUUGGACCAAUCAGGCAUGAAGAUGUAGAGAUUGCGUUAAAGAACACGAGGCCUUCUGCACAUUUACAUGCACACCGAUAUGAUAAAUUCAAUGCUGAUUAUGGCAGUCAGAUACUCCAGUGAAGCCACCUAAUGUUCUUGUUGCCAUAUAUAUGAAUUCUUUCUCCAGAGGUACCAAAGCUUCAGGUCUUUCUGUCCCUUGGGAUCAUGAUCUCCGGUUUACUGAUUACCUGCUAUUUUGCCCUCCAACGGGACAACCAGUUAAGCAGCCAAUUCUUUAAAUAUCUCAAUAAUUGUACAUAAUCAGUGAGCACGUUAAUGUUGAGUUCUGAAAAGAGCUGAAAAUGAAAAUGGUUUGCUGUAGUACUAUUGCUGCUCGGAAACAAGCUGUUGAGUGGUAAGACCUUUUACUGCUUAGGUGAGCUUAGCUUUAUUUGUAAUAUUCUUUGAUCUUCGGGAUUCUGGUCUUAGUUCCUUGAAUAAAUGGAUGUGUUCUGUGCA